Molecule: messenger RNA, 1782 nt
Organism: Cryphonectria parasitica EP155
Lineage: Eukaryota; Fungi; Ascomycota; Sordariomycetes; Diaporthales; Cryphonectriaceae
Exons: 2
Coding region: 1-1782 (593 amino acids)
Biological process (GO): protein catabolic process in the vacuole; cellular response to glucose starvation
Source: RefSeq, a predicted model, not a curated record
AUGGCCGUGGUGAUCACCUCCGAGGAGAGCUCCUACUAUGCUCCUUCUGGUCUCCGCCGCUCGCAAUCUCAGGUAAAGUUUUCUACGAGGCAGUCCGGUGGUUUUCACACAUCCGCCUCGGCCUCCAGGAUACACGAUCUUUAUCAAUCACCACCCGUCAAGACCAUCCUCGCCGACUCCAACACCUCCACGGCGCCCUCCUCUCCUAGGACGAUACAGGUAUCGACCGCCGACCUGUCAUGUUCCUCGACGCCAGCCAGCAAUCUCUCCCUCUCCACAGAGAGCGAUCCCUGCGACGACCCCAUAUUACGAGCCCUGGAUGACGACGACAUCGUGUUCCCAGAAUAUAACGACGAUUUUGGGACAAAUUCUCCAGAAGAACUGGAGCCCCCUCCGAGCCCACGAGCUGCCAAUUCAGGCAAUGAAACCUCCACGACCGCCUCCGUUCCUCACACCCCUGAUCUGUGGGACAAUGUUCCCGCCGCCGACGACACUGCUGUCGGCGACCAGCCUACCCGUCAUGUUGACUACCUGUCGCAUGACUGGAGGAUGGAGGACAUAUGGUCGUCAUGGAAACACAUCGUGUCCAACAGGGACAGCUUCAACAACGCUGCACGGCUGGAGAAUGCGUCCUGGAGGACCUGGAUGAAAGCCAAGAACCACCUCAAGACCAUCUCUCCAGAGACAUUAAAUUGGCUGAAAGACUGUGAUGUCACCUGGCUCUACGGUCCCCUCCUCCCAGGGAAGAGCAGUAGUCUGUCUGGGUCGAACCAUGACUCCAGAGUAGGGAUUUCCAAGUCGAACUCGUUUAUACAAUCACAGUCCAAGAAGAAGCCGAUCCUCAAGAAGCGCAGCAUGUCUGAGGUGAUGCUGCAGAAGUCACUGUCAUCCUCUUCCCUGGUGAAACAGGCCGCCGCCGCUGUUCAGGCGCAACAGAGGGAGCUACCACGAGGUAUAAGGUUGUCCGCGAGGCCGAGACUGGCACGGGCCGCUACCGAUUAUGUGACCUUUCCGUUCUCUUCACGGAGGAUGAGCAAGGAAGACCUGAGUACUGCACCCUCCUCGUCAACGUCUGGCAUCAUCAGCCCAAACAGCGAGCGGAAACACAUCCACUUCAACGAACAGGUGGAGCAGUGCAUCGCAGUCGAGGUCAAGGGCGAUGAGGACGACGAAGACAUGGACUCGGACCGGUUCAAUAUCGGUUACGAUAGCGAGUCUGAUGAUGGGAUCGUGAUGAAGCGGACCAACACCCGGAAGCGACGACCCAUCUUACGCAGGAAGCCAAGCAGACACGAAAGCUCGGACAAGAAGAUGCUCAACCCGCUGCCGCCGACCACUCUGAAAUACCGGGAUGACGACACACCAGAGCCCGUCGAGACCGCCAUGAAGCAUUCCUACAGGAGCCCCAUGAUGUCGCCGUCGUCGUCGCAAGAAACCCUCCGGCCCUCCAAGUCCUCUGGGAAGAUGUUCUUUGUGGACGAAUCAGACGAGGAGGAGGAUGAGACUGGGGACGAUGGGUUUAGUGGUCCCGGCUUGAGAUCGCCACCACCGGGCGGUUUCGGAUCAUCAUCAUCGUCAUCGUCAUCAGGAUUCCGUCGCAGCCCCUCUUCGAAUAGCCUCAACGCAGCACCCGCCGGUAUGAAGAGAACCGAAUCCGGUAUGUUCAUGCCCUAUGAGGAAGGCGAAACGGCCUCAGAAGGGAUCGUUGGCUUCGUUCUUGACACGGUAAAUACGGCCCGGGAUAUCGCCCAUGUGGUUUGGAACGUCGGGUGGAGGCGUUGA